AUUGAAUUUGAAAUAUCAGUAUUCAGUACCUGGGUUUUGCAAUAAUUUAAAAAUUUAAAUACACAAACGAGCCAAUCAAUACAAGGAAAAACUAACUUUAUUUGGAAGUUGAGUCACAAAAUUCCCACGACUUACCGGUUUGUACCUUUUUCCAUAACUUAUCUCGAACAACCUUCGCGGUUUUGUUGUCAUUUGUGUCGGCGCAUGUCGAUAAAAAGUGAGUGGAUGUUGUAGUUAGGUUGUUGCAUUCAACAUUAACGCCCCGUUUAGUUGUCCGUGAAUCAAGACACGAUCAAUACGUGAAAAUGGCUAGCGGCAGAAUCGUCGUCUACGGUGGACGUGGUGCUCUAGGCGCCGCUUGUGUAAAUCAUUUUAAGAAAGCGAACUUCUGGGUCGCAAGUGUCGAUCUCAACCCGAACGAGAGUGCGGACGUCAAUAUUACAGUUCCAAAAGACGCCUCAUGGGUCCAGCAAGAGGAAUACGUCGUGAACGAACUCGGCGCGGCAUUGCAAGGUCAGAAAGUGAAUGCUGUGAUAUGCGUGGCCGGCGGCUGGGCUGGCGGGAACGCGGCUAAGGACCUAAGUAAGCAAGCGGAACUUAUGUGGCGCCAAUCGGUGUGGAGUUCCACCAUUGCAGCGACAGUUGCAGCUAAAUACCUGAGUCCUGGUGGUCUGGUUGCAUUGACAGGCGCUAAAGCCGCUUUGGAAGGUACGCCUGGUAUGAUUGGUUAUGGUCUCGCUAAAGGAGCUGUGCACCAACUUACAAAAUCUUUGGGUGCUAAAGAUUCUGGGUUACCAGAGAAUUCUCUCGCAGUUGCAAUAUUGCCUGUGACUUUGGAUACAGAAAUGAACAGAAAAUGGAUGCCUAAAGCUGAUUUUGGUUCGUGGACGCCUCUAAGCUUUGUCGCUGAGCUCUUUGCGAAGUGGAUGAAGGGCGAAGAAAGACCUCCGAGUGGCAGUCUUGUAGCACUUGUUACUAAGGAUAAUGUUACUGAUUUGAUUGUACAGUAAUUUACUGUAAUAGGUUGGAAAUUGGCAGCUAAUAUCACAAAUGCUAUCAUUAAGUAUAACAAAUAACUUAAUCUUAAAAUGGAUAUUGGAAAUAUGGUCAACAUAAACUUUGUACCUACUGGUUGGUGUACUAAUUGUUAAAGAUUUUAUCUCCAACAUUCUAUCUUGUUUUUUACAUUGUCAUUGGUUAACAAAAAAUGUUUCAUACACAAGAAAAAUUAUGAUUAAAGUUUAAUAAAUGCUCUAUUGAGUGAAUAACUCUACUCAGAAUACAAGGUAUAUAGCUUCAGUAUACAAGAUCAUAAUAUCUCAGCAGGGUUAUGAUUUGCAGUAUGGUUUUUUCAGUCUAUGAGCAGACACAUAAUUAUAUAUUUUGUAUGGCACAUCCUAUAAAAAAUAUAUAAUUGUCAAAUUUCUCAUACAAUUUAAUUGUUGUUAUUGAUUCCUAUUGGUUAUUAUUUUUACAAUAAGUACAUACUUAAUAACUGAUUUAUGAAUUCUUAAACAAGACUCAAUCAGCAUCAUGUUCUUAUAGAUAGAACUUUAAUAUAUUAUCUCAUAACUUAUGGUUGAUGUAAUAAGAAUAUUAUGUUGCAUGUGCUAUAAUCAAAAUUAUUCUUAAUUUAUAUGUUAAUUCCUUGAUAUAUGUACAAGUAAACUGUUAUCAGUUUUUAUAGUAGUAUUUGUGGUAUUGGCCGCCAAUCAACAUUAAUUACCUAUAUUACAUUUAUCAACAAAGGUUAUGAAUGUUAUGAUGUUGGAAUAACUUAUCUCAAAAGUGGUGUACAAUAAGUUUAGUUUAUAAGUGAUAUAUGCUUUGAAUGUAUUUUUUUAAACUUAGUUUUAUAUGUUGCAUCAAAUGACUUAAGGGAACAAUCUCAUAAUAUUAUAGAAAACAUAAAAAUAUAAUAUAUA
This is a messenger RNA of Bicyclus anynana (squinting bush brown), 1925 nucleotides long. RefSeq names its product dihydropteridine reductase (gene Dhpr). NCBI's taxonomy places the organism in Eukaryota, Metazoa, Arthropoda, Insecta, Lepidoptera, Nymphalidae. The coding region runs from base 306 to 1010 and encodes 234 amino acids. Gene Ontology annotation, molecular function: NADH binding; 6,7-dihydropteridine reductase activity; NADPH binding. Gene Ontology annotation, biological process: L-phenylalanine catabolic process; tetrahydrobiopterin biosynthetic process. The record is from RefSeq and is a predicted model, not a curated record. Gene Ontology annotation, cellular component: cytoplasm. The transcript has a single exon.